Plasmodium gallinaceum is the source of this 2991-nucleotide messenger RNA. Its product is annotated as conserved Plasmodium protein, unknown function. The transcript has a single exon. NCBI's taxonomy places the organism in Eukaryota, Apicomplexa, Aconoidasida, Haemosporida, Plasmodiidae. The record is from RefSeq and is a predicted model, not a curated record. Bases 1 to 2991 code for a protein of 996 amino acids.
AUGUUAAAUACAAAACAAAAAGAACAUAAGGAAGAAAAACCGCAUCAAAUAUACUAUAAAAUAAAUAAUGAAACUUUAUAUAUAUAUAAUAACAACAUAGAAUAUAAAAAUAAUAAUAAUGAUUCUCUAGAUAUUAAUAAAGAUUCAUCUAUAUUAAAUGAGAUAAAUCCAAUAAACAAGAAUAGGAAUGAAAUAAUUUUAGAUUUAGAUAUUCAAAAAAAAAAAAGAAAAAGAUGUGAGGAAGUGAAGAAGAAAGCUAAUAAUUACAAUGAAAAUUUUGAUGAUUCAGAAAAUAGUAAUGGAAAUAAUUUUAAUUAUAAUAAUGAUAAUAAUAUAAAAAAUAAAAAUGUAAAUGAAACAAAAUAUUUUGAAGAUUAUGAAGAAAUAAAAAUUGAAGAUAAAGUAGAACAACAAAAUAGUAACCUACUGAAAGUCAAUGAAGCACAAAAUAUUUUUGAUGAUUUUUAUACAUUAUCUGAGAGCGAAGAUGAAAAAACUAUUUUAAAUAAAAAUGAACAAAUUAGUGAUGAUGUAUUAAGUGAAAAUGAAUCAGUUGAAUCGACAUCAAACAAUUAUGGGAAAUAUAAAGACAUAAAUCCAGAAGAAUUAAUUUCUUUGUAUGAAAAUGAAAAUAGCAUAAAUGAAAAAGAGCAUGAUAAGGUUAAAUUUGAUGAAUAUUUAGAUCAAAACUAUAAAGGUCAAAUAAUUAUUGAUGGAAAAAAUGAAGUUGAUGAGUUUUUACUUGUUUCAAGAAUAGCUUACUAUGAUUUAGUUAAUAAAAAUCAAGAAGAACAAUCAGAAACGAAACAAAAUAAUUCUGUAAAUUUUUUAAACAAAAAUAAAGAUGAAGGAAAUUGUUCAAGUAACGAAUACUCAGAUUCAGAUGAUUCAGAUGAAGAAAAUGAAAAUUUUAAUUAUCAUUUCAAAAGUAAUGAUAAUGAACAAUCCAUUAAUUCUACUACAUAUUUGUCAAAUGAUGAUAAAUUAAAUGAUAAUAAAAAUAAUGAUAAAAUAAAAACGGAAUUAAAUAAUGACGAAGAUCAAAAAAAUGAGGAAAAAAAUGAAAAACAUGACGAUGAAAAGGAUGAUAUAAAAAAUGUAAUAAAGGAAGAAAUCAAAAAUGAAAUAAAUUACGAGAUAAAAUAUGAAAUAAAAGAUGAAUUAAAAUAUGAAAUAGAAAAUGAAAUUAAAUAUGAAAUAGAAAAUGAAAUAAAAUAUGAAAUAGAAAAUGAAAUAAAGUGUGAAGUAAAUAAUAAAAUAAAGUAUGAGGUUAAAGAUGAAGUAAGAUACAAAAUAAUGAAUGAAAUUAAAGAUGAAAUAAAAAGUGAGAUUAAAAAUGAGAUUAAAAAUGAAAUAAAUUAUGAUAAAAUAAACAGUGAGAAAAACAACUCCUAUUUAAACCAUAGUGAAAAAACAUAUUCAAAAUGUUUAAAAAACUUAAAUGAAGGACAUAUACCAGAAGAAGCUAAAGUAAUAAAAGAAAAUGAAUUUGAUAUAUGUGAAAAUAAAAAAGCAUAUCACAUGUAUAAUCGAAUAAAAUUAAUAGGAGCACCAGAAAGUGUAAAAGAAAAUAUAAAAAUAGAAAAAAUUGGUAAAAUGAUAAAAUUUGAAAAUGAUAUAUUGAUUAUUCAAUCUACUAAUUUUGAAUAUAAUUUAAGUAUUGGUUCAGUUUUAUGUCUAGAAAAUCGUAAGAUAAUUGGUUGUAUUAUUAACUUAAAUUCAAAUGAAACAGAGGUAUUUUAUUAUUCAAAAUUAAUUUUUCCUAAUAUUAAGGAGGAAUUAAAAGAAAACAUAGAUAUUUAUGUUGAUUUAAAACAUGCUUUAUACAUGAAUUUGGGUACAAAUGUGUGCUCAGAAUUAUUUAAUGUGUUAAAAAACCCAUCAAUACCUUACGUUUUUAUUAACUAUAAUGAUUUAUAUAAUAUUGCGGAUACGCAAUUAUGUGAAAAAAAUAAUAAUAAUAAUAAUGAAAUUUCUAACAAAGUGGUUAAUAACAUAUCUGGUUUUAAUGGAAAAAACAAAAAUGUAAAAACUGUUUAUAUAAAUAAAAAUAUAAAAAAAUAUAAUCCCUAUAAUUAUAGAAAUCAUUAUAAAAAAAUUUUAAAAAGCUAUAAUUCACAUAAAUAUAAAAAAGCAAAAACUUUUGUUGAUUCUUCUUAUAAAAAUAUGAGUUAUAAAUUUAAGAAUUUAUCCUAUAAAAACAUAAGUAAUGUUAAUGAAAGCAUUAAUUCAAAUAAUAAUAGUCACAAUAUUUUUAAUAGUAACAUAAAUAAUAAUACAUACAACAGUACAUAUAAUAACUUAAAUACUAUAAAUGGUGUGAAUAAUUUGAAUAACAUAAACAAUUUGAACACUAUGAAUAAUAUAAAUAAUAGCACUACUAUGAACAUUAUGAGUAAUAUAAAUAGUAUUAACAAUGUUAAUAAUUUAAAUAUUGUCAGUAAUUUAAUGAACAAAGGUGUUAAUAAUUUGUCUAUGCAUAAUUCUAAUAUUCAGUGUAAUUAUAAUCAUUCAUAUAUAAACACAAAAUUCAAUAAAAAUUUCAUAGGUAACAAUCAAUUAAGUAUUUUUAGUAACACAAAAGAUAUAUCUAGACUAUCAAAUGAUAUGACAAAUAAUAUUCACAACGUAUAUAAUCAAAGUGUUUACAAAUUUAAGUUAAAUAAUACACUAAAUAAUGCGAACAAAUAUAACUUAACUAAUAAAAUGAAAAAAAAUAUUCUUAAUAAUUUUACAGGAGUUAAUCAAAAUUUUCAUUCUAAUUUAGUAAUUAAUAAUAACAAAAAAUUUAACUCUUUUUUCACACCACAACCAUAUAAUAUAUAUAAUAAGUAUAACCCUAAAAUAUUUAAUGGGAUUAAAUUUAAUAAGAGCGAUUAUUUCACAAAUUUUAAUUCAAACAAUUACAAUAACCAUUUCUAUAAUUAUAGCAAUGUAAAUUCAAAAAAAAAAAUUAUAAAUAUAAAUAAUAUUAAUGAAGGCAAAAAGUAA